UUUCAAUAUUGUAUUUCUCCAAUAGGAAAUAAACCAAGAGAAGUGGGAAAAAGAACUGAGGGAAGCCGGAAGUCUGGAUGAGCUUCUGAUGUUGACCGAAUACCCGGACUGGAAGCUGUGGAGAUGCAGACUCAAGCUGAAGCACUUCAAUGACGCCUCUCCUCCUGAGAACCGCAGGUCAACUCGCUAUGCGGCCGCAUCAUUCAGCCCAGAGAUGCUAAAAGAUAUUGAUGACGAAUGGCAGAAAACACAGUGUAUGCCCAGAGAGACGUGUGUAGAAGUGGCUAAAGAACUGGGCACCAAUACGGCAGUGUUUUUCAAGCCCCCAUGCGUCUCUGUCUUCAGGUGUGGCGGCUGCUGCAACAAAGAGGGAGUUACCUGCCGAAAUACAAGCAUGACUUAUGUCAAUAAAACUAUUUUGAGUGUGAGUCUGGCACCAUAUAAAUCUGGACCAGAGCCUGUGCUGGUGAAAAUAGCCAAUCACACAGAGUGUAAGUGCCAGGAACACGCGCUGAUCCGCAGACAUGUCCGUGAGAAGCACAGGAAGAACGGUUGCUCUCCUACACGUAAGCCUGAAGACAAGAGGCUAUGCAACAAGGGUUUAAUAUGGGACUGGAUGGCGGAGAGAUGUGUGACAUACCCCUCCAGUAAACAAGAACCGCCAUCUACCGUCAGUGAGGAGGACUGUGAGAUUGAUGUAGAGCGAUGUGAAUGUAUUCCAAAAUGGACAGACAGAUUACACCAUACGUGACACAAUUCAACAAAUCGUCUAAACUAAAGCUGCAAGAGAGAAAACAACAAUGAACACGACGCCUUGACAAUCUGCAAGUGCUAAAUGCAGAGACUGCAAAAUACCAUUUAAUUUAUUUAUCUCUCUAUUUAUAUCAAAUAAAAAUACUUUUAUUAACAUUUAUUCACACAUCUCAUCAGUAUCAUGGCAGCGAUAGCUUUCUAAAUAUAAAAAACAACUCUGCUUUUCCUGUCUGAACAGAUUGAAAAAUGAAAUCUGAGGUAAAUGUCUCCUUUGCACUGAAAUCAACAUUUCAUCGUAAAGAAUAUCUGUGGAUUUUCUUAGAUAUAUUUAUAUCUAUAAUAGUUAUGUUUAAGUAUAACUUAUAAUUUUUCAAAAUGAUUCCUGAGUGGCUAAUAGGGUCCCCUCCAUCAUGUUUCCAUUGCACAAGAGGACUGUAUGCGGGAUGGUGAAGUUCUUCAAUGACUAAGCCUCUUUUUAAGUUGUCUUCACCACUGAGCAUGCUGCCAACAAUAAGAAAAUAUGUACUGAAGAUAAAAAGCUGUUCAAAUAAAAAAUGGCAAAUUGAAUAAAGGCCUAUGAUUGUGA
Messenger RNA from Megalobrama amblycephala (Wuchang bream), 1339 nucleotides. RefSeq names its product vascular endothelial growth factor D (gene vegfd). Lineage: Eukaryota; Metazoa; Chordata; Actinopteri; Cypriniformes; Xenocyprididae. The transcript is spliced from 6 exons. Gene Ontology annotation, molecular function: growth factor activity; vascular endothelial growth factor receptor 3 binding; chemoattractant activity. The record is from RefSeq and is a predicted model, not a curated record. Gene Ontology annotation, biological process: response to hypoxia; positive regulation of angiogenesis; sprouting angiogenesis. Gene Ontology annotation, cellular component: membrane. Bases 89 to 751 code for a protein of 220 amino acids.